This is a messenger RNA of Dermacentor albipictus, 3682 nucleotides long. RefSeq names its product nephrin-like. The record is from RefSeq and is a predicted model, not a curated record. NCBI's taxonomy places the organism in Eukaryota, Metazoa, Arthropoda, Arachnida, Ixodida, Ixodidae.
UUAAAACUUUGACCCGGCAAGAAAACACCGGCGCGCGGCGUAGCCAGGUGGCCGUGUAGGGCGCGCUCCGUCGCUCUCAGCUUUCGUCAUCGAUCGGCGGUCGCGGUCUACGGCCCCGCGCGACGUAGAGCCCGAGUCGGGCCCGAGACCCCGACCGUGACGGAUGUAGUGCGCUGCUCCUCAGCUGCGAGAUGGCCGUACCUCGUGCUGCAGCAGCACGCCCCGCCGUGGCCGUCAUGCGCGCAAGCCGCGAGGUGCCCCGGCUGCGGAUAGCCUGCCUGCUGGCACUUCUGCUUGCCGCCGUUUCAGCUGUCAGCGCCGGAUCUGCAUCGUCGGCAGAACUAACCGUGCGGGCCCGAAACGGCGGCCAGACCACGCUGCCAUGCCCUCUGGAGACAGCGGCUGGCGCGUCCAAGCCGGCCAGCCUGGACGUUCCGCCCGCGGUGUCUGAACUGCGGUGGACGCGGCUCGAGGACGCGCCCGCCCGGCGCACCGUGUACGUGGUGGACGGCGCCGAGGGCGGCGUCUGGCAGGGCGAGCACGUGGUGCGCCCCGACUGGCAGAGCCGCUCCUACUUCUCCGUCCACAGCGACCCGGCGCUGCUCAAGAUCGGCCGCGUGGCGCUCGCCGACAGCGGCACCUUCGUCUGCAGCGUCACGUUUGCCAGCGGCCGCCGGGCCAACCACACUGUUCACCUGAGGGUAAUCGAGCCUCCAACUGCCCCCGUGAUCCGAGACGGGAGCGGCAUUGUACUUCAUGGUGUCACCAAGCCGUAUGAUGAAGGCAUCAGUUUGGCUAUCGACUGCGAGGUGCGCGGAGGAGAGCCGCCACCGAAGCUUGUUUGGUCCGGGAGCGGCUAUCGCCGCUUGCAGGUGAAAGAGCAAAACAUCCGACAAGGAAACGUCACGCGAAGCUCUCUUCGUAUCGAGUCGUUGGGAAGAGAGUUCCUCCUCGAUACCUUUGUCUGCGCUGUGCAAGAGAUUCCAGAAGCUAUGAACAGCUCUUUCACCGUCGACAUGAAUCUGCGACCGCUGUCGGUGCGUCUGUGGAGCGUGCAGAACGCGUCGCGGGCCGAGCUCCCGGCCGAGCUCCACUGCCGCGCCCUGGGCUCCCGGCCGGCGGCGCAGCUGAGCUGGUGGCUGGGGGAGGUGCGCGUCGAGCCCUUCUUCCACGAGGAGUCGGACAGCGGCAACGACAGCUUCAGCGUGCUGCUGCUCACGCCCACCGCCGGCGACGACGGAAGGACCGUGCGCUGCGUGGCCGCCAAUCCGCGCUGGCCGGAGGACGCCCUCGAGGCCACCUGGACGCUCGACGUCCAAUACGCCCCCAACGUGACGCUGCGACUGGGCCGUGGUCUGUCCGAGCCGAUGAUCCUGGAAGGGCGCGACGUGUACCUGGAGUGCGCGACGUCGGCCAACCCCGCCGCGGACGUAUUCCAAUGGUUCCACCGCGGCGUGCCUUUGGAACCCGGAGGCAACGCCACCGCUGCGGUCUCCGCUGGGCAGCAGUCGUCUCUCCUGGUGACCGGGCCCUACCUCAUCAUGCGGCGUGUGCGACCUUCUCAAGCAGGCACUUACGCAUGCGAGGCGUCGAACCCGCUGGCCAGCGUGCGUAGCAACACCGUUCAGCUCACCGUUCUUUACUCGCCGCGGUGCGAGCGCAUCUGGUCCUCGACGCCGGACGGCGGCAACGAGACGCUGGUCCACUGCCGGGUCCGUGCGCAGCCCGCCGACCGGCUGAGCUUCACGUGGAGCGUGCGCGACGCUGCGGGCGAGCGCCCCGUGGCGCAGCGCGGCGCCCUGGCCUCGGCCAACGGCUCGCUGAGCGUGCUCAGGAUACCCCACCACCGCAGCUUGGCCUCCGACGGCGCGGACGUGACGCUGUACUGCCGGGCCCGCAACGCAGUCGGCCCGCAGAGCAGCCCCUGCGUCCUGGCUGUCGACACGGUGGAGAAGCCCAGCCAGCUUCGAGACUGCAGCGUGAGCAACCAGUCGGACGAGCGGCUGCUGGUGUCGUGUCGGCAACCCGAACAGCGCAGGCCGGGGCAGCGGUUCGUGCUCGAAGUUCACGGUUCCGCGACUGCGCAGCAGCCCCUGGCAAACCUGUCGAGCGACCAGCCCGUCUUCUGGAUCCCGAGCCUGGAGCCCGGCGCCGCGUGUCGACUCGUGCUGUACGCGGUCAGCGCCAGUGGCGCCCGGGGACCCGCCGUGCGGCUGUCGCUUCACGCGGACCCGUACACGGCGCCGCUGGCGGCCGCAGACAAGAAGCGGAGUGGCGUCGCAUCAAGGAGCGUCGGACUCGUCCAAGUGGUUGUGCCGCUCAUUACAUUACUGCUCGCGGCAGGUCGGUGAUGGUGGCGUUAAGGCAUGAAGAAGGCAAACCUUAACAGCGCGGGGAACUGUCCAGAAGCAUUCAGCGCGCACUGCCCUAGUGCACGGCGCAUGAAAGAGACGCCACCCGUCACAAAAAGGAGCAACGUCAGCGCCAUGCACGUCCGUCUAUACAAGCACUGCACGACACAGCGACUGGCGACCCGCGGAUACAAGCCUGCGAUGUCUCGGCCGUGUCCGGACGCGUGGAACUUGCUGAUCUGCACCGACCUUCUCGUCGUUCUUCAGGGGUGCGACUUGCCGAAGGCGCACAGUGGGCGCUGGAAGUGAAGUCGUGUGUCUUGCAUGUCAAGCUUGUCCUCCUUUGAGGCGUUGUUACUUCUUGUGACGUCACGUGUGGCCUGCAAUCAUCAGUUUCGGUUAUGAAUUACCGAUGUUAUUGUUCACGUGACGUGAUUUGCACAAUCUGAUUAUAACCAACGGUGACUUCACGCGUGUAUACCGUCAGUUAGGUGACACUGCGCCGACAGGCGGUGUACGGUCUGUUGCGCGGAUGUUUUUUGUGAGUGGCAGUGUGGUGUGAAUCGCACAGCACACGUGUACGGGGAAUGCCGAAAAACACCGAGCAAGCGCGCGACUCCUCUUUCUCCUCCUCAUCUGCUGUUAUUCUUUUCCCCCAACUCUCCUCUUUCAUGGUGUACAUAGAUGGCGGAAGUCCUCUUGAGUGCUACUCUGUAGAUUCUGGAAUGCGUCCGUGAUCCAUUGCCCCAGCGUAAAACUUUGAAGCACAGCGGGACCCUCCGAAAGCGCAACGUCCGUAACCCUCUCGCCUUUGUUGUGAAAGGAAGCACAAGUUCGCUUAUAUUGAUGUCGCGGCACCGCAGCACAUUGUUGUCGUUGACGCCGUGGAUAAAAUAGUUUACCGUAAAAUGCGCCCACAACGCUAGUUAGACCGAAAGGCGGAAGUCGAGGUCACGUUUUUAGAGCGCUCAGGGGGUUUCCAGUCUUGGUUGAAUGGAUCAUCGCCCCGAUGAACAUUCGCGAAACACUGUGUCAGGCACAUCUUAAGCCCUUGUGCUCCAGAUUUCUGAUUGUAGACUUUUCUGCACCACCAAUUCCAUGGUAGGAGGUACCACUGGAGUAAACAUGGCGCCUAGAGAGAUAUUCUGACAGUGGAAGGCAAUGAAGUUAACCAGAAGAACGUCCGGUUGGCUACCCUACACAAGUGAUAAGGGAGGAAGGAAUAGAAAUAAGAGAUAUAGAGAAAGAGAAGGUUCCCAGUACACACGCGCACACAAGGAAUAGACCAUUUGGUCAAAUGGCGGAUGGUAUAUUAUAUAUAUAUAUAUAUA